GCGAGGUACGAUAGCGCGGGAGUGCUUCAGUGAAAAUGGUGAACUGUGCCGUGUUUGGUUGCAACAACCACACCAAAAAGAAGCCCGGAGAUGAGAACGCAUCCGAUGUCGGCUUUUUCUGCAUCCCUAAAGUCAUCGUAAAUCAGUGCAAGCAUACGAAAGAUGUCACGGAGCGACGAAGAGCAGAGUGGCUCCGGCGUAUCAAUCGGAAAGACCUGGACAACUCUGCAACCCACUACCGCGUGUGCGGUAAACACUUCAUUUCCGGACGCCCUUCGUACGCAAUGGCCGAAACUGAUCCGGACUGGGCGCCGUCUCUGCAUCUUGGACACGGAAAGCCAAGGAGCAGCGACAGUUCACUAUCCCGACACACCAGGCAUCUAAAAAGGCUGCAAAAAAAGCACAAGCCACUCCAGCCACUGCAACCCUGCUUAGAUGAUGACAGCGCGCUUCCCAUGCCACUGCAAUGCGAAAACGAUAAUCCAGAAGUUGAAGAGCCUGAGAUAACCAUCUAG
Messenger RNA from Dermacentor silvarum, 515 nucleotides. RefSeq lists its product as uncharacterized. NCBI's taxonomy places the organism in Eukaryota, Metazoa, Arthropoda, Arachnida, Ixodida, Ixodidae. The record is from RefSeq and is a predicted model, not a curated record. The transcript has 3 exons. Bases 36 to 515 code for a protein of 159 amino acids.